Messenger RNA from Dichomitus squalens LYAD-421 SS1, 1641 nucleotides. Its product is annotated as HSP70-domain-containing protein. The transcript is spliced from 3 exons. The record is from RefSeq and is a predicted model, not a curated record. Gene Ontology annotation, cellular component: nucleus; cytoplasm; cytosol. Gene Ontology annotation, molecular function: heat shock protein binding; ATP hydrolysis activity; ATP-dependent protein folding chaperone. The coding region runs from base 1 to 1641 and encodes 546 amino acids. Lineage: Eukaryota; Fungi; Basidiomycota; Agaricomycetes; Polyporales; Polyporaceae. Gene Ontology annotation, biological process: vesicle-mediated transport; protein refolding; cellular response to unfolded protein.
AUGCCACCUGGCAACCUGUCCUUCGCAAAGCUGUGCAUCCCGAUAUCACCGCCUCAGCGGUUCGCUCAGUUUUCCGACCCAGAUCGGAUUCAGUCCGACGUCUCCAACGUUCCGUUCGAGAUCUUCGAGAAGGAUAGCAAACCUUAUAUUUGGAUCACUGAGAACACACCUCUGGUCGCCGGAAGGGGUGUCCUCCUUGAUUAUGACGAAUAUAGGAGAUCGUGCAGCCUUGAUCCUGGACUCAAUGAUCACCUCGAGUCCGCGGUGAUCACCGUCCCCGCGCAUUUCCACCUGUCCCAGAAGCAGGCGACUAAGGAUGCGGGAACCAUGGCGGGGCUGAAUGUGCUCCGCGUUUUCAACGAGACGAGUGCGUGCGCGAUUGGGUACAGCGUGGACUAUAGAAUUACUAGUGAGCGCCACAUUCUUAUCUUCGAUUUGGGCGGAGGGUCGCUGAGCGUGUCCCUCAUAACCGUCGAGGAAGGCGUCUUUUGGGUCAAUUCACACGCGGGCGAUGCGCACCAGGGCGGAGAGGACUUCGACGACCGUCUCGUCCAGCACUUCUCCGCCGAGUUCAAGCGCAGACACAAAGUGUAUCUGUCUGGAAACCCGCGUGCCAUCCGUCGUCUCCGCAUUGCCUGCGAACGCGCCAAGCGGACGCUCUCCUUCGCCAUGAAGACCACGGUGAUGGUCGACGGCCUCUAUGGCAGCAUCGACUUCGAGACGUCCCUCACCCGCGGGAGCUUCGAGGAGCUCUGUGAGGAUCACUUCCAUCGUACGCUCGACCCUAUCGACAGGGUGCUCCCCGACGCCAAGUUCAAUAAGUCACAAGUGUAUGAAGUCAUUCUCGUCGGCGGUUCGACUCGCAUCCCGCGUGUUCGCAGGCUCGUCUCGGAGUACUUCGACGGCAAGGAGCUCAACAGGUCUAUGAACACUGACGAGGCGGUCACACGUGGAGCUGCCAUUGAGGCCGUCAUCGUCUCCGGCGACACCUCAGAGGAGACGCAGGACGUGUUGCUUCUCGACGUCAUUCCCGUAUCGCUAGGGGUCGAGACCGCCGGGGGGGUCAUGACGCCGUUCAUCAAGCGCCAGACAACGUUCCCGACGAAAAAGGCGGAGAUCGUCACUACAUACUUCGACAAUCAACCCGGAGUGUCUAUACAGGUCUACGAGGGCGAACAUGCGAGGACCAAAGACAACAACCUCAGUGGGAGGCUCGUGCUCUCCGGCAUAGCUCCAGCUCCCCGUGGAGUCCCUCAAAUCAAGGUGCUGUUUGAAGUGGACCAGAAUGGUUUCCUGGUCGUCAGAGCCACCGAUAUGGGGUCGGGAAAGUCGAACGAAAUUUCUAUCCCGAGUGACAUGUGGACGUUAUCAAGGGAAGAGACGGACCGUAGCGCAGCGAUGAAGAAUCUUGAGGCGGAUGCAUCCAGCCUGGAGACAACCGUAGCGGAGCUUGAGCUGCAGAACGCACUCAGCCGAGCGACCUUGCUGCUGAAUGCUGACAACGACAUCUCCGCCGCGGUCUAUAGACGCCGCCAACAGGCGAUGCAAGUGGCGGCUGAGGCGGAAAUGCGAAAGCUCUCUGGUUCUGCUACCAGUCAGCAGGGAGAGCGAUCAGGACGGCGCGUGAGCGACGAGAAGUAG